CGCGCCGGCCGGCCGCAUCUCCGGGGGGGGCGCCGCGGUUCGCGCUCGGGGAGGCCGCCGGCUGUCGCGCUGUGUCCGCGAGUACUGCACCGGCCCCGCGAUUCACAGCCUGGAAGAGCCCGUCUUUGUCCUCAUUUCUUUCCCGGGCAGUGAUAAACCCCAUUAUGGAGACGCAGGAACUUUAUAAAGGGAAAUAGCGGGAAUGCUGCGGAGUGUAAUUUUGUGUGUGAAGUGCAGUCUGAAAGGGGCAGGCGUCUGAAGAAGGGAGGCCAGUGGGGUUAGCUGUUGGCUUAGUGUGCGCCAACGAUUCUGUUCGUCAUAGUUCCUCCUGUGUGAGGACACUGGGAAGGAUGCGCUGUGUCCGGUUCAGCUGAUUUCUCUUUACAAAAUGAAUGACUUAGGUACAUGAUGUUUAAAGACAAGCUAUUUAAUCUUUAAAGGCGGUGCUAAAGUUCCUGUUGUGGAAAGUUUAUGGUUAAAUGGUUUAUGAAGAGCGUACUUUCAGUCGAGCCCGUCUAACCGGUGUGCAGAGCGAGGAGGGCAGGCGGACCAUGAUGCUGCCGGGAGUGGGAACAGAUACGGUAUUUAACAAAGGUGGAAGAGUUAGCACUUAGCUUCAAGCAGAAUCUGUUUGACAUACACACUAAAACAGGUGUAGGUUCAGCAAAGCUGUGGGUGUUGAUGUCCGCAGAAGCUGCCCUUGUAGCUAGUACAACCCGCUUAAGUAAAUACCGUGGCGAUAACCUGUGUGAAACUGGCCUUCAGAUAGAUAAUCUGACCCUAAGAAGACUUUAAUUCAUGUUUGCUAGAGUAAAACGAGUUUAAAAAAAAAAAAAAAAACCAUAUAAAGGGCUUCAAAGAAACCUGUAUAUAGUUUUUCCCACUUGUAGCAUAAUCAGUAAUUGGCUUGAUGAAUACGCCUUGUAGCUUGUAACUAAAAGCAUAGUAAAAGCAUAAUUUAAGUACCCUAUAAGUUUUUAGAAUUUUGGGAAUAUCGGCCUCAAAACAUCAAGAAGUUUUAGCAUAUUUCCGUAAAUGUGCCAGUUUCUUUCAGGCCUUAUAUUAAUAUUACACCAAGUAAUGAGCCGUUAGCCGUUGUAUUACUAAGAGUUAAUCUGAAACAGAACUAGAUGUUAUCCUGGUAAUUUAGGAUAGACCUUCAUCCCACCUGAGUGUAAACUCAGGCGUAAAUCCCAUAAAGAAGGUGUAGUGAAUUUUACUAAGUAGGAGCCUUUUGUUUGAUUCUUCUGUGUGGUAAAGGAACUAAUUUCAUGUGAAGAGAAGAGAAAUUUCAUGUGAAGGUUUUUGGCCAUUAAAAAGUAAAAUCGCUCAUGCACAAAACUAUUUGCCAGAGACUUCUCCCAGGUUCUUCAUGUCAGAGAAUUAAGAGUACCAUGGAAGAUAGCACGAUCUUACCAAAUCAGACAAUUGGCAACAAACAGAAAAUAAAAUAUGACUUUUCAUGUGAACUCUAUAGAAUGUCUACAUACUCAACAUUCCCCAGCGGCGUUCCCGUCUCAGAGAGGAGUCUGGCCCGGGCUGGUUUUUACUACACUGGUGUGAAUGACAAGGUCAAAUGCUUCUGUUGUGGCCUGAUGCUGGACAACUGGAAACCUGGAGACAAUCCUGUUGAAAAGCACAAACAGCUCUAUCCUAGCUGCAGUUUUAUUCACAGUCUGGUCACUCUUACUAGCCGGGAUUCCACCUUUAAGACGACUUCUCCAAUGAGAAACAGUUCUCCACAUUCAUUAUGUCCCACUUCGGAACAUGGGGGCUCCUUCAGUGGUUCUCAUGCUGACCUUGCACCGAGCCCUGCUAAUCCUAGAGCAGUGGAAGACUUCUCCCCAUUGAGGACUAACCCCUACAGUUAUGCAAUGAGUACUGAAGAGGCCAGAUUUCUUACUUACCAUAUGUGGCCAUUAACCUUUCUGUCACCAUCAGACCUGGCAAGAGCUGGUUUUUACUAUAUAGGACCUGGAGACAAAGUCGCCUGCUUUGCCUGUGGUGGGACCCUGAGUAACUGGGAGCCAAAGGAUGAUGCGAUGUCAGAACACCGCAGACAUUUCCCCAACUGCCCGUUUUUGGAAAACUCUCUGGAGACGCUGCGGUUUAGCAUUUCAAAUCUGAGCAUGCAGACACACGCGGCUCGACUGAGAACGUUCAUGUACUGGCCGCCCAGCGUACCGGUUCGGCCUGAGCAGCUUGCAAGUGCUGGUUUCUAUUACGUGGGUCGCAAUGAUGAUGUCAAAUGCUUUUGUUGUGAUGGUGGCUUACGGUGUUGGGAGUCUGGAGACGACCCGUGGGUGGAGCACGCCAAGUGGUUUCCAAGGUGUGAGUUCUUGAUACGCAUGAAAGGGCAGGACUUUGUUGAUGAGAUUCAAGCUCGAUACCCUCAUCUUCUUGAGCAGCUUUUGUCAACAUCAGAUACUCCUGGAGAUGAAAAUCCUGAUCCACCAAUUGUCCAUUUUGGAGCUGGAGAAAGUUGUUCAGAAGACGCGGUCAUGAUGAACACGCCCGUGGUGGCGGCCGCCUUGGAGAUGGGCUUCGGCAGGAGCCUGGUGAGGCAGACCGUGCAGAGGAAGAUCCUGAGCACUGGGGAGAAUUACAGGACCGUGAACGAGCUUGUGGUAGCGCUGCUAAAUGCGGAAGAUGAGUCCCGAGAGGAAGAGAAGGACCAGCAAACUGAAGAAAUGGCGUCAGAUGAUUUGUCAUUAAUUCGGAGGAAUAGAAUGGCUCUCUUUCAACAGUUGACUUGUGUGCUUCCUAUCCUGGAUAAUCUUUUAAAGGCCAAUGUAAUUAAUAAACAGGAACAUGAUAUCAUUAAACAAAAAACACAGAUACCUUUGCAAGCAAGAGAACUGAUUGAUACCGUUUUAGUUAAAGGAAAUGCUGCGGCCAACAUCUUCAAAAGUUGCUUAAAAGAAAUUGACUCCACGUUAUACAGGAACUUAUUUGUGGACAAGAACAUGAAGUAUAUUCCAACAGAAGACGUUUCAGGUCUGUCGCUGGAGGAGCAACUGCGGCGGCUGCAGGAGGAGAGGACGUGCAAAGUGUGCAUGGACAAGGAGGUGUCUGUCGUGUUCAUCCCCUGCGGACACCUGGUCGUGUGCCAGGAGUGCGCCCCGUCUCUGAGAAAGUGCCCCAUCUGCAGGGGCAUAAUUAAGGGCACCGUGCGUACCUUCCUCUCGUAGGAGUCUUCAGGGGAUGGCCGAGCACUGGGAGCCGUCUGAGGUGGAGAGGAAUUACUGGUUCUAAGAUUAGGACGUUUGUGCUGGGUUCUGCUCCGCUGCUAGUGCUCGCUUCAGAAGGUUAAUGUCCUAAGUCCCGUUUAAUCUCCGGUUAGAUGAGGGGGUUUGCGUGUGCGCGCAGGGAGAGGUUAUGGGGGAGCCUUGGUGCCCUGAGGUGACACGUGACAAGGGCGUGUUGGGUGUUCUUUCUGGAAGCUCUGAGUGCGACCCGAGAGCGUGCUGUUGACAGGAACCGGACGGGAGCGCUGGGGUUCACCACAGUUACUGCGCCAAGUUCUUUUUGGUGUUUUUCACUUGUGUUAUAAAAUAAGGACUUUUUUCUUACUGAUAAAUAAGCUUUUCCCUAAUUGGUGAGAAACCUCGUAAUAAAAUUCUUCAAGAAAACUGCA
Neogale vison (American mink) is the source of this 3637-nucleotide messenger RNA. RefSeq names its product baculoviral IAP repeat containing 2 (gene BIRC2). Gene Ontology annotation, cellular component: cytoplasm; nucleus. The record is from RefSeq and is a predicted model, not a curated record. The transcript is spliced from 9 exons. Gene Ontology annotation, biological process: regulation of apoptotic process. The coding region runs from base 1332 to 3191 and encodes 619 amino acids. Lineage: Eukaryota; Metazoa; Chordata; Mammalia; Carnivora; Mustelidae.